CCGCGUGAACCUAGACACCAUUGCGCAUCAGAGUAGAAAGUACGAACAAAAUUAAGCUUGGAAGUCUCUGGACGACAACACCACCACGAUCAUCAUCAAUGGCUGCAUCGAGUGUGCAAGAGCAUCUUCCCCCAUCAUUGGAUGCCACUUCCCACCCACCUCCUCUCUUUGAUGGAACUACAAGGUUGUACAUCUCUUACUCAUGCCCAUUUGCACAGCGUACGUGGAUUACCAGGAAUUAUAAGGGAUUACAAGAGAAGAUUAAAUUAGUCCCAAUCAACCUUCAAAACAGGCCUGCUUGGUACAAGGAGAAAGUCUACCCUGAAAACAAGGUGCCAUCAUUGGAACACAAUGGAAAAGUCAUUGGGGAGAGUCUUGAUUUAAUUAAGUAUAUAGACAGCAACUUUGAGGGGCCUUCUCUUGCGCCCAAUGAUCCUGCGAAAAAGGAAUUUGGUCAAGAGUUGAUAGCCUACACUGACACCUUCAACAAGACAGUGUUUACAUCAUUCAAAGGAGAUCCAGUAAAAGAAGCUGGUCCUGCUUUUGAUCACUUGGAAAAGGCUCUUCAUAAGUUCGAUGAUGGGCCAUUCUUCCUUGGCCAAUUCAGUGGUGUGGACAUUGCUUACAUUCCAUUUGUUGAAAGAUUCCAAGUCUUCUUAUCGGACGCAUGGAAGUACGAUAUCACAGCAGGAAGGCCUAAACUUGCAAAAUGGAUCGAGGAGGUAAACAAGAUCGAUGCUUAUAAGCCAACAAAAACUGAUCCCAAAGAGCUUGUUGAAUUCUACAAGGCCCGCUUUUCGGGUCAGCAGUGAAAAUGCCAGCAGGUGUUUUGAACACAAAGUGAAAUAAAGUGGCUUUGAGCCUCUAUGUAAUGUUUAUGUAAGAAUGCCUUGUGUGUGUAUGUAGAAGUUGAAGAUAUGGGCUGCUACAUCUGGGUAUCAGGUGUGGUCAGCAUGUAUGGAUUAUCUAAAAUUCUAAAUAAAUACAAGUCAUUACUGUACUGUACUGAAAAGUUAGUAUUUAAUGAUGAUUAUGUUUUGUUUUUUUAACAAAUAAUUGAUCGAUGAGUUUUAUA
Messenger RNA from Corylus avellana, 1075 nucleotides. RefSeq names its product glutathione S-transferase L3. The record is from RefSeq and is a predicted model, not a curated record. Lineage: Eukaryota; Viridiplantae; Streptophyta; Magnoliopsida; Fagales; Betulaceae. Gene Ontology annotation, biological process: protein glutathionylation. Gene Ontology annotation, molecular function: glutathione transferase activity.